CUUUUGAUUCCCUGCUCUUUGGAUCCUUACCCGACUCUCAGCAAGACUGAAGAUUUAUGUGAAGCAGGAGGGAUUCCAAGCGAAAGACGCAUCCCUCAGCCUCUACUUUGAUGUAAAAUGUCCCAAUCUCCUCACUGGUAUUGAUGAACCUGAGAUAGCCAGUGUUGCCAUCAAUAGGUUGCCCCAGCAUACAAGACACUCUGAUUUUCCUGCUUCUAUGAAGAUUGAAGAUCCUGAGAGUUUUCUAAGUUCAGCUGAAAGUGGCAGAAAAGACACUCCCCAGUCAAAUUUAUUUACUCUGAAGGUAAAAAGGGAGAUCCCUGAUGACAAUGAUGAUGAUUUAGAUCAUAUUGUGUUGAAAGAACGUCAAAGGAUGCUGCUAGCAAGGAAGAAUGCAGCAAGGCCAGACCGUCUUCUUGAGGAUGUUGGUGGAGAGUUAUUGGGAGACUUUUUCGAACACACCAAUGGAAGGGUAAAAGAAUGGAUUCAAUAUGUUGAUCAAAAAAUUGUAGCAGCUAGCAGUCUAUGUAAGGACAUUCUAGGAGGCAAUACUUCAUCGUUUGAGUCUCUCUCUAGGACUACAGCAGAAUCAAUAAGUUCAAUGAAUCUUCAAGAAGGUGACCAUAUGCCUAAAUCUGCAGAGAUGGUCAUGCAAUCCAAUCUAUAUGAGGAAAAAGGUGUUUUACCAGCAAUGAAUGAUGGUCAGGAUAGUUCAACCAAAGUCAAGGAUGAACCUUGUGAUAACACCGAGUCCCACAAUCUCAAGGCUGAGGGACUGAGUAACUUUUCAUUCAACUUCGUGAAUGUAAAAAGUGAACAGGAGCUCCCAAACAUAUAUGACAAUGACCUAAUAGAACAUGUUUGCUUACGUGAUCGGCUAAAGUUUGUAAUGUCAGGAGAGGGUUUUUGUGCAAAUUCUUCGACAAGCUAUACAUCUUUGAAGGAUACUAGGCCUUCCACCCUUGAAAAGAACUCUGUCUUUGAAUCUCCAGAAUCUUUCAGGCUUCCACGGAAAAGAAAGAAAACAGCAACGGACUCUAUACAAACCGCAUUAGAGGAGGAUGCUCCUGGGCUCUUGCAGGUGCUAAUUGACAAGGGCGUGUUAGUAGAUGAAAUUAAGCUUUAUGGAGGGGUGGAGAGUGGUGAAGCUUUGGAUGAAUCAUUUUGUGAGGAUAGCUUUGCAGAGUUUGAGGAGGUUAUAUCAAAGCUUUUCACCCAGCGCAAUUCUUUCAUAAAAUUUCCACCUAUUCGUGCUAGGAAGGAUUCAAGAGCAAGUUACUGUUUACCUUGUCUUAUCUCACUUGUGGAGCAGACACGGUACUUGCAAUUUCGACAAUGGCCUGUUGAGUGGGGUUGGUGCCGUGACCUCCAAUCAUUUAUUUUUGUAUUUGAGAGACAUAACAGGAUAGUGCUUGAACGCCCUGAAUAUGGUUUUGCAACCUACUUCUUUGAGCUAGUAGAAUCCUUGCCCAUUGCCUGGCAAAUCAGACGACUGGUGACUGCUAUGAGACUGACUUGCUGUGGCAGGAUUUCCCUUAUCGAGAACAAAGCUUUGAAGAUUGGAGAAGAUUUGACGGAGGGUGAGGCACAGGUGCUAAUGGAAUAUGGUUGGACCCCGAAUAGUGGACUGGGAACAAUGCUCAACUACUGUGAUAGAGUUGUGCAUGAUAGAAAAUAUGAGGACAGUUCAGAGUGGCGGUCAAAAAUUGGGAAAUUGCUUAUGGAUGGUUAUAAUGGUGGAACCAUAGUGGCACCCUGCAUCCCUAAAAGAGCUUCAGAAUUCAGUUGUGCUCAAAGCUCAUAAAGUUUUCAGAGUAUCUGACAUUAGAUUCCUAUAUGUAGAAAGUUUUUGUAUAUUUUUCAUGUACUUGUAUAUGCAUGCGGCUUGCUCGGUUAGCUUUUCUAGGUAUCUUCUCCUUUCUCUUAUUUAUGCAUGUACACCUUAUAUUUAUCUGCUUUUCCAUUUGUAAACUGCAAAUUUGAUAGAGUUAAUGACAGUAUCAACCAACCUGGUAGAGCUUUCAUUUCGUUAGUUUUCA
This is a messenger RNA of Neltuma alba, 2039 nucleotides long. RefSeq lists its product as uncharacterized. Lineage: Eukaryota; Viridiplantae; Streptophyta; Magnoliopsida; Fabales; Fabaceae. The record is from RefSeq and is a predicted model, not a curated record. Bases 218 to 1804 code for a protein of 528 amino acids. The transcript has 10 exons.